This is a messenger RNA of Osmia bicornis bicornis, 2438 nucleotides long. It is a transcript of the gene trbl, whose product is annotated as tribbles homolog 2. Bases 497 to 1585 code for a protein of 362 amino acids. Gene Ontology annotation, molecular function: ATP binding; protein kinase activity; mitogen-activated protein kinase kinase binding. Gene Ontology annotation, biological process: regulation of MAP kinase activity; protein phosphorylation; positive regulation of proteasomal ubiquitin-dependent protein catabolic process. Gene Ontology annotation, cellular component: nucleus. The record is from RefSeq and is a predicted model, not a curated record. The transcript has 4 exons. NCBI's taxonomy places the organism in Eukaryota, Metazoa, Arthropoda, Insecta, Hymenoptera, Megachilidae.
GUAUUUGGGGGAAACUCGGUUACGUCUGGCUGUUUCUCCAUCUCAGCCUCCCGUUCAGGAACGUACGGCAACAAGAAGAACAUUACAAAGAAAUUAAACAUAAAAGUGACCAAUUUGUCACCUACGAAGAUCUCCGUCCAAGGACCCAUCGAUAGCACGAAGCAACACUGCGUGGGCCCGCGCACAAGUGAUGAUAUUCCUAACCAAUAAUUAAUUAGUAAUUAUACACGCGUUUACAUCGUUAGAGGUUAUGAGCGUUAAUAGAUCCGUUUAAAAAAAUCGAUAAUCGUCGCAGCUACCGCGUGGUAAUCUUGUGACGUGAAGUGUGUUCAAUGACUAUACUCUUUUAUCGGUUCACCGACAAUAAUACGAAUUAUAAAACUGUUUUCAAAUACGACAGUGAAGACACGAAGAAAUAAUAAAAAAAAAUAAUAAAAAAAAAAGGCAGUAGUGUCGCGAGUGGUAAACAAGAGUGCACGUGUAAAUACGGCACAAUAUGAGAGUGACAGCCGCCGUUAGGCAGCAUCCUCUUCAUCUGCAAGUGACUCGUACCAACAAUGGAAAGUUUUUGGUCAGUCCGAACAGUAGUCAGGAUCUUAUCGUUAGUCAACAGCCAACGAGCGACGAAACAAAUUCAGUGCCGGCAGUUGUAUUUCCUAGUUAUGAACCGUUGCCCACCGAUCAUCACGGACCGACCAUACUCGGGGACCGGUAUCUACUUCUUGGUCCAGCUGAAGGCAGCGCGCUUUACCGAUGCGUCGAUGUUCAUACCGGCAAACAGAUCGUCGCGAAGGCGUUGACCGUGGGCGACAAAGGUUGCGAGGCACUACUACAGGCUCACCUUCGAUUAGAAGGUACCGGGGCAGCGAGCGGUGUGGCAGGCGUGGUGGAAGCACCUGGAGGUCGACGCUAUCUGUUACUAGAGGGUCAUCACGGUGAUCUACACGCCUAUGUCAGAGCACGCAGAAGGCUACGGGAACCGGAGGCGAGGCGGCUUUUCCGGCAAGCCGCCAGGGCCGUGGCUACGUGUCACGAGUAUGGGGUUGUGCUAAGAGAUCUGAAACUGAGGAAAUUCGUUUUCGCCGACGAAUCAAGGACACGGCUUCGCUUGGAGAGUCUGGAGGACGCUGUAAUCGUAGAAGGAGACGACGACAAGUUAACCGAUCGAAGAGGUUGUCCAGCAUAUGUGGCACCGGAAGUGUUACGCUCGGGAAGAGCUUACUCCGGUAAAGCAGCCGAUAUCUGGUCCUUAGGCGUUCUUCUCUACACUAUGCUGGUCGGUCGCUAUCCGUUCAAUGAUGCCGAACACGCAUCUCUGUUCGCAAAGAUCUCACGUGGUCACUUCGCGGUUCCGGAAGGUCUUAGCCCACGAGCAAGAUGUCUGAUACGUUCGUUGUUGAGAAAGGAACCGUCCGAGAGACCGUACGCUGAAGACGUGCCGAGACAUCCGUGGCUCUCGAAACCUCUACGAGUGUGUACCACAUCCAGCAGCAACAACAACAGCAGCACCAGCAGCAGCAGCAGCAGCAGAUCCUCGUGUCAGGAUCAAAUUGUACCAGAACUACCUAACAAUCCUCAAGACUGACUUUUCCAUGAAAAGAAAUAUAUUCCGCGCGCGAUGAGCCCAGUUUUACAUGUUAAUCCUUUAUUUGGACGAGAGCGAUUGUUUUUCUUUCUUCUCGUUAUAUUCUAAAGACAAUUUUAGAAUGUAAGAAUCCGAUGUUUACUUUUUUGGUGGAAUAUGUUAGGGAAGGUCUAACGGUAUAAUCGUUAUAGUUGCGAAAAAAGAUUUAAUUUCGUUAUUUAACAGAAAUUCAAUAUCAAAGUUUUUUUUAUAUUUUAUUAGCAAAGUAUAUUUGUUUCAUUUACGGGCUAUGCUCAUAUGUCUGCUUUUAAAUAUCCAUUAAAUUACAAAAGGUUUGAAGGUUUGUUUUCAAUUUUAAGAAUUGUGUUUUUCCUUUCGAGUUAGAAAUAUGUAUACAUUUUAUCAAAAAUUACUUUUAUUUUAUACAUUUUUCUAUUCCAAAGAAUUUAGUGUAAUCUUCAAAAAAAAAUUAACGAUUAAACCCUUGAUCUUCACUGAUAGCUUGAUGAAAUGAAACUGUCAUGUGUUGUAUUUGAUAUCUAUACUGAUUAUUUUGUGUUUCUGUGAAAGUAAAAUUAAAUGCAAAAUUAUUGAAUGUGUGUAUGUUGAACGCAUGUGUGAGACUUUUUUCCUUUAUAUUUUGUAACGUAAUUUUCUGUGCAUUAGAUGUGUUUAACUCGGUGCACAAUUCCUCGUAUCAUUUGAGUCAGGGUACAAUGGUGACAGCGUUUCACUGACGCUAAAACGUGUAUAUAAAGACAGUUCACUGAAUUCUAAUAAAUCCUAAUAAACGUUAAUUAGGAGUAUUAAUAAAAAGUUCUGUACAUAGACAAAUAAAGUGACGUUUAUGGUA